ACAGUUCCGAUAGUUUGAACAUUUAGACACUUCAUUUUACAUAUGCGACUAACCUUAAAUUUCAAUUUAUAUCUGUCUUCAAAUCUGCAUAUAGAAUAACUAAACAAUGAAUGAUAUUCCAGGCUUUUCAGAUGCCAACGAUAGUAAAAUUGAUAAUACUGAAGAUGGCACACAAAAAAAGAAAGAAAAGAAAAAAGGAGGAGGUUUCCAAUCUAUGCAUCUAAAUUACAACGUUAUUAAAGGAAUUACUAAACGAGGGUAUAAACAACCAACACCCAUUCAAAGAAAAACUAUUCCUAUAAUAAUGGAAGGUAAAGAUGUUGUAGCUAUGGCUAGAACGGGAAGUGGGAAAACUGCUGCUUUCUUAAUACCUUUAUUUGAAAAAUUAAAAAUGCGUAUCGCUAAAACCGGAGCCCGAGCUUUAAUUUUUUCACCUACAAGAGAACUUGCUCUACAAACAUUGAAAUUCAUUAAAGAAUUGGGUCGAUUUUUGGAUCUAAAAGCAGCUGUAAUUUUGGGAGGAGAUUCUAUGGAUAAUCAAUUUUCAGCUAUCCAUGGAAAUCCAGAUAUCAUAGUUGCUACUCCAGGAAGAUUUUUACAUGUUUGUGUUGAAAUGGAACUGAAAUUGAAUAGCAUAGAAUAUGUUGUUUUCGAUGAGGCUGACAGAUUAUUUGAAAUGGGAUUAGGUGAUCAGUUGACAGAAAUAAUUAGAAGAUUACCUGAUACACGACAGACAGUCCUGUUUUCUGCUACUUUGCCAAAAGUUUUGGUAGAAUUUGCAAAAGCUGGAUUAAGUGAUCCAGUCUUGAUUAGAUUGGACGUGGAAUCUAAAUUACCUGAAGAACUGGUGUGUUGGUAUUUCACUGUUAAGCCAGAAGAAAAAUUAUCAGCUUUAUUAGUACUCCUUCAAUCUUACAUAGAUUCUAAACAACAGACUGUUGUUUUUGCAGCAACAAAACAUCAUGUUGAAUAUUUACAUAUGGUGUUAGAUAAAGUUGGUAUUAGUAAUACCUACAUAUAUUCAGAUCUCGAUCCAUCUGCAAGGAAAAUUCAUGCUGCUAAAUUUAGUCUUGGUAAAGUAAAAGUGCUUAUAGUUACAGAUGUUGCAGCCAGAGGUAUUGACAUACCAUUGUUGGAUAAUGUUAUCAACUACAAUUUUCCAGCCAAAUCAAAAUUAUUUGUACAUCGAGUAGGUCGAUGUGCUAGAGCAGGUAGAAGUGGUACAUCUUUCUCAUUAGUUUCUCCAGAUGAGUUUGCUUACCUGUUAGAUUUACAUCUCUUUUUGGGACGUACACUUUCAAUUACAACUGCUGUUAAUAGAAAUGGAACUGUGGGCAGGAUUCCUCAAUCUCUACUCGAAGAACAGCAAAGCACCUUAUUAACGCUGCAUGAAAAUAAUAUGGAAUUAAUAUCCGUAAGAAAAGUAUCAGAGAAUGGCUAUCAACAAUAUAUCAGAACUCGACCUAAUGCAUCAUCUGACAGCAAUAGAAGGGUUAAAGAAUUGCCUCUUUCAUCUUGUUGGGUACACCCUAUUUUUAAAAAAAUAGAAGAAAACAACGAACAAGAAAUAGAGAAUAUUUUGGACAAAAUGAAAAACUACAGACCGCAAGGGACAAUAUUUGAAAUUUGUGGAAAAAAUAAAUCUGAAGAAUAUAUGACUAUGAAGAAAAAACGAGCUUUCCAUAAAGAUAAAAUAAUAGCACAUCAUCAAACAGUGAAUAAAAGGAAAGCAGUAAUGGAAGUACUUGAUGCUGAAGAAUCCAAAUUGCAAUGUAGUAAUAAUGAUGAUAUUAAUGACACAUUCUCUAGUGUGGUUUUACCUAAAAAGAGAAAAAUGGAUAUAUUGUACAAAAAGAGCAAGAAACGGAAAGUUCAGGACGAAAAUUAUAUUCCUUAUGCACCAUCCGAUCGGCAUACAGAAGAGGGACUAGCGGUCAAUAAUUUCCAAAAAGAAGCAAUGAGUGCUCAAUUAGAUUUGGUGGGCGAUUCAAGAGAACAAAUGAAAAUGAGUAGACAAUUGAAAGUUUGGGAUAGAAAGAAGAAGAAAAUGGUUGCUGCUUCUGAUACAAGAACAGGCAAAAUUAAAACAGAAGCUGGUGUAUGGAUACCUGCUACUUAUAAAAGUGAUAGAUAUGAACAAUGGAAACAAAAAACGAAAGCUGAUCAAGAUGGGUUUGAUGAUAAUGAUGAAGAUGAUAUAUCUGCUCCAAAGGUUCCUGUGAGAAACCCUCACACUCAUUGGGCAAGACAUAAUGAGAAAGUUAAGAUGAAACAAAGAAAAUCAGAGCUUAAAUCAACUGAUCAAAUUGUAAAGGCUCGGUUAAUAGCCGAGAAGAGGAAACAAAGACAGAAAAAGGGGAAAUCAAAAAAAGGAAAGAAAGGAAAACGUUAAGAAUUUAUCUAUGUUUGAAAUUUCUAUUAUUGAAUAAAUUUAUUUUUCUGCAAUAUAAUUUAAGUGACA
Molecule: messenger RNA, 2461 nt
Organism: Diorhabda carinulata
Lineage: Eukaryota; Metazoa; Arthropoda; Insecta; Coleoptera; Chrysomelidae
Product: ATP-dependent RNA helicase DDX54
Exons: 11
Coding region: 107-2392 (761 amino acids)
Cellular component (GO): nucleus
Molecular function (GO): RNA binding; RNA helicase activity; ATP binding
Source: RefSeq, a predicted model, not a curated record